Helobdella robusta is the source of this 354-nucleotide messenger RNA. RefSeq lists its product as hypothetical. Gene Ontology annotation, cellular component: cytoplasm. NCBI's taxonomy places the organism in Eukaryota, Metazoa, Annelida, Clitellata, Rhynchobdellida, Glossiphoniidae. The transcript is spliced from 2 exons. The coding region runs from base 1 to 354 and encodes 117 amino acids. Gene Ontology annotation, molecular function: ATP binding; DNA binding; hydrolase activity. The record is from RefSeq and is a predicted model, not a curated record.
AUGCACUUUGUAUUUUGUCGUUUGAUACUUCUUAGAAUUAACAAAAAGAAAAAAAUUAAAGAACAAACUCACGCUGCGUUGAAGCGUGCCCAACAAAGUGUGGACUGGAGCUGCGAGGGUAUCAAAUCGAACUGGCACGAGGAUGCUAUGAAAGGCAGGAACUAUACCAUCGUCGCCCCAACUGGAACGGGAAAACCCCACGUUGCUAUGCACAUUAUACAGGAUUAUCUACAACAGGAUAAUGAUGGCGGAGACCCGAGGAGGAAGAAGUGUUUUGUAUUUCUGGUGCCGACUGUGGCGCUAGUAGAGCAGCAGAAGCGGCUGUUUGUGAACACCGAACCAAGAAAAGAAUAG